CUUUGAGAGAAAAACACCAUCCAAAUGAAAUGGGAGAAGCAUUCAAAUUCGUGUCAACCUUGUAUCUAUCCACAACUUUACUGUUAAUAAUAUUCGGUUCUUUCUUUUGCUGUGCUGAUGAAAACUUGAACUGUGCCCAACAGUGUUCUAAAUCUGAUAGCUUUACAACUGAGAACGAUUUCAAGGCCAACCUGAAGAAUCUUUUGGACUCUUUGGCUGAAAAUGGGCCUCUUUUUAGAGGUUUUUACAGCACCUCCAAUGGAGAGAGUUCAAACCAAAUCUUUGGUCUUGUUCAAUGCAGAGGUGACGUUUCUUCAAUCAACUGUGGUAGCUGCAUAAAAAACUCCUCUGCUUUUGCCUUGUCUGAGUGUCCUGAAAGCAAAGAUGUUAUGAUUUGGUUUAGAUGGUGUUUUCUUAGGUAUUCCACUGAUAACUUCAUUGGGGUUUUGAGUCAAACUUCUGUGGCUAUUUUUAAUGACACCAAUUAUGAUGACCCAUCUUUGGUUUCUUAUGGUUUGUCUCUAAUGAGUGGAUUGGCUUCCUCUGCCUCUUAUCAGAACUUGAUGUUUCAAAUUGAUGUUUUGGAUGCUGGUAUGAAAGGAAAGAGAUAUGGGAUGGCUCAGUGUACUAGAGAUAUCGGUGGGAGUGAUUGUGCUCAGUGUCUCAACUCUCAAUUGGCUACCUUUAGGACAACCAUUGGGAGUAAGAAAGAUUGGGAAAUAUAUGGAUUCAAUUGCUUUAUGUGGUAUCAUGAUCAUCCGUUUUACUUCAAUUUUUCAACUAGUGCAGGUGGAAGAUGGUCUUUUCCAGAUGGUGGAAGAACAAUUUGCAUUUCUCUUGCAGUAUUAAUGAUGGUUCUGAAGAUUCUCUAGCUGUUGAAAGUUGGGACAUUUUUUAUUUGAGGAUGGAAGUCAUGAAUCUGCAACAUGGAAGACUUUCCUUCUCCUUGGUUUUGUUCUUUUUAUUUUGUAUUCUUUAUUAUAAAUCCUACUUGUAUUUUUAACUUGUAAAGCUAACUAAAGUCAUCUCUCUAAGGAGGAGGGAAGCUUCUUU
Molecule: messenger RNA, 1053 nt
Organism: Cucumis melo (muskmelon)
Lineage: Eukaryota; Viridiplantae; Streptophyta; Magnoliopsida; Cucurbitales; Cucurbitaceae
Product: cysteine-rich repeat secretory protein 38-like
Exons: 2
Coding region: 30-872 (280 amino acids)
Source: RefSeq, a predicted model, not a curated record